This is a messenger RNA of Poecilia latipinna (sailfin molly), 1469 nucleotides long. Its product is annotated as gastrula zinc finger protein XlCGF49.1-like. Gene Ontology annotation, biological process: regulation of transcription by RNA polymerase II. Gene Ontology annotation, cellular component: nucleus. NCBI's taxonomy places the organism in Eukaryota, Metazoa, Chordata, Actinopteri, Cyprinodontiformes, Poeciliidae. Gene Ontology annotation, molecular function: DNA-binding transcription factor activity, RNA polymerase II-specific. The record is from RefSeq and is a predicted model, not a curated record. The transcript is spliced from 2 exons. Bases 326 to 1162 code for a protein of 278 amino acids.
AAAGCCACAAGCUUCAACCAUCCACCAUGUCUGUCACCAGGGGCAGAGGUCCAGUCAUGACCAGGAGUGGAAAACACAACAUCCACAGAUUAAAGAGGGAAAAAAGGACCCAGAACUAGUUCAAGAAUGGGAAGAUCCAGAAACUAAAUGGAUUAAGGAAGAGAAAGAAUCAGAAUCUCUGUGGAUCCACAGAAUAAAUGAGGAAGUAGAUAUUUCAGUGCUUAAACAUGAACAGAAUAUUUACCAGGUAGACAGGGCCAGAAGCAGCUCUACGAACCUCUGCAGCAGUCAGGAGGGAGAGCUGCUUGUCCAGAAGCAGGAUGUGAUGGAAACAUCCACUCUUCAGGAAGGUGAUUUCAGUGAACAAGAAAAAAGAACUGAGCAGCUUCCCUUUCAAAUUUCUCCUGGAGUUGAAAGCAAUGAUCAGGAAGGAAGCAGCUCCUCUGUGUCAGAGAGUCGCUCUCCUACUAACAAAAAGCAAAGGUCUUUCACAUGUGAUCUUUGUGGGAGAAGUCUCACAAGUCAGUGCAGCUUGGAAAGGCAUUACAGAGCCCAUAAAGGUGAGAAGCCUUUUUCUUGUCAAACAUGUGGAAAAAGUUUCAGUCAAAUGUAUAGCUUAAAUGAGCACAAGAGAAGCCACACAGGUGAAAGGCCUUUUUCUUGUCAAAAAUGUGGAAAAACUUUUGCUCGAAUGGAAUGUUUAAACGUUCAUAAGAGAAUUCAUACCGGUGAGAGGCGCUUUUCAUGCGAUACGUGUGGGAAAACUUUCUCUCACAGUUUUUAUUUUAAGCUGCACAAGAAACUUCAUACAGGUGUGAAGCCUUUUUCAUGUGAUACAUGUGGAAAAUGUUUUACAAUUGGUGCAAAUUUGAAUGUUCACAAAAGAAUCCACACAGGUGAGAAGCCUUUUUCAUGUCAAAAAUGUGGAAAGCGCUUCUCUCGAAUUGAUCAUUUACAUAAACACCGGAGGAUCCACACAGGUGAGAAACCUUUUCCAUGUCUAACAUGUGGAAAGAGCUUCUCUCGACCUCAUCAUUUAAACACACACAUGAAAAUACACACAAGUAAGAGGGAUUUUCCAUGUGAAAUUUGCGGAAAGAGCUUCAUGUAUGCUAGUAAACUGGAUUACCACAAGAAACAAAAACACAAAAGUGAGAAGUAGUAAUUUGUCUCACACAGAUUGACUAUCAUACAUAUUAAAGCUUUUCUUUGCUUUUUUUCUUUGUAAAAUAUAUCAGAAAAGGAAAAGGCACAAAUUCUGUUUAAACAGGAGUUAGGAGUGAGGCUGGGAUAUUUGGUUUAUGACGCCUUUUGGACCAGGACUUAGGAAAACUCUCCGAGUCUGUGAACAUCAGCAGUAUGGACCUAAUGGACAAAUGUCUUUUUCACACCACUGUCAACCCCUGACUCGUUGGGAGACGCCUAUUAAUGUACGGUUUCUGUAGCGCAUAUCAAGAAAAUAUUCAAAA